ACUGGCCGCUGACAACGACACACAACAACAGAAACCCUCAGCCAGAGGUUGUAAACAAACUUUGAAAGAGCUGCUGAGUUGUGAGGAAAAAACAGCUGUUUAAUUGAAGAAUGGACUGGAAAAGAGUUGAUUCUUGCAUAUAAACCAGAACAGCUUGAAUGCUUGGUACGGAAAUAAAACUUGACAUUAUCUUUGGGCACUUUUUCAAACAUGUUGGAAGUGCCCUGGUGCCAUUGCUGGCCUUCACAGCAGUACCCUCUGCACCAGUCUCCUCUGCCUUGUCGGAUGAACUGAGUGACUCACCGAGAUACACAAUGCCAUCACUGUUGGAAGAUGAGUCUGUUGAACGCUCUGAUUCAUUUUAUCGACCAGCAAUGACACCUCAAGAGAAAGAAGCGUUCUAUCGUCCCAUUGUGCGACCCUCUGUGAGAGAUGGAAAGAAAUCAAAUAAGCAGGCUCAUGUACGUUGCAGCAGCACAGAUAAUGUUAUGGAACACUCUCAUGGUAAUAGGGGGAGCAGGCCCCAUCGCAAGAAGAGUAGCAGCCGAAGCAAAAGCGAAACCUGCAAACACGCUUGCAGACAUCGUAGAGCAAAGUCUGAACAUCCUGUUGACAGACAUUCUCAAAUGGAUAACAGGUGGUCUAAGGAAUCGAAACCUGGUGUAUCUAGUUUCCAAGAUAUAUCCCAUGCUUCUCAGCCUGACCGGAGCACUGUAACAGAUUCUGGGUACCAGCAAACUAUUACUGAGGAAAAUUCAGCACUUAAGCAGCACUGGACAGAGCUUCAGUCAAUGCAGAUGCAAUGUCAACAGCUUGAGUCAGAGCGUAAUGCUCUUCAAGAUGCAUUGGCUGAUGCUCUAAAUCAGCUUCAAGAAUCGCAAACCAGCAACACAGAGGUUUUAGCCCUACGGAGACAGAAUAAACAGCUAGAGGAAGAUGUGUUGCUUCUUAAAAGCACUGUCUAUAGGCUGAAUGCGGAGCUAGAAAAGUAUCAAAAUCGUCUGAGAGCUCUACGCAAAGUUCAAGAAAAUUCUGGUCAAGUCAUGGCCAAAAUUUCUGACCCACCCGAAUCUGAAAUUAAGCCAACGCCAAUGGCAUCCAAUAUGCUUGGGCCCUUGCUGGAGGCAUACCAAGAAACAAUUAUAGAGAAGGAGUCUGCUCUUGAGUCAUCAAGCAAAGAGCUUGCUACCUAUGCUCAGCAAUGUCAAUCUGCAAAGCAGGAAGCAAAAGAACUGAAGAAGAAACUUGACAGUUGUACUCAACUCAAAAAUGAAGAAAUGUCUGAUCUUCAAGAAAAGUUGGAGGAAGCCCAAUCCAGGAGUGAUUCUCUUCUUCAGAGCCUUGAGUCAGAGAGAGCAAGACUGCAGGAUAUGCAAAGGAAACACAGUCAAGAAGUGUCUGUUUUGGACUCCCGAGCAAGAGGACUCGAAGCAAAACUCACUGAGUGCCACACAGAACUUUUAACUCUCCGGGGACGCUACAGCGUUCUCUCAGAACAGUUUGAGAGAUUGCAGCAAGGAGCAGAUCGUCUCAUACCACUCUCAGUCCACAAUUCUGCAGUUAACGAGUGUAAAAGGCUGUUUGAAGAACUGAAAACUCAGUAUGAACAGGAGAGGGACAGAUAUGUUCGUAAAGUUGCUGCUUUGGAAACAGAUAAGCCCCGUUUGGAAGCUGCACUUGAAACCCACACUGCUAACCACUCAUCUCUGGAGGCCACAAACCGUGCCCUUGAAAAACUUCUGAAACACUGUCAACAGAAGAAUGAAGAUUUAUGUGCUCGUCUUGUGUCUGCCCAUGUAUCCCGUGAUUCUGCUAAAAGGCAGCUUCAGAGGUCUCUCACAAUGGUUAAAGAAUUAGUCACAGAACAAGAAAGACUUGUUCGGGCUCUACAAGAGAGACAGGAAGAGAGUCACUCAGUGGCAAGACUAGGAAACACUCUUGUUUCAAGAGUGGGAUCCCUCAAAGCACAGUUGGAAAAUGUGCAGCGUGGAGCUUAUGAGGAGCUUGGUGCAGUUGAAAAAAUUAUGAGAGAACGUGCUGAAGGUGCAGCCCGAGCGGAACAUGUUUAUCAGCAAGAGGUGCAACAAUUGAGAGGAUUGUUGCGUCAAAAGGAACAAUUCAUCGCUCGUUUGCAGAGGGACAAAAACAAAACUGAAGAAAGUCUUGAAAUAGUGUGGCAGGCUGCCACUUCAGAAAAACCUGUUUUAAAGGAACGGUUUGCUGUCAAUGUGAAUGAUGCAAAUCUUAUUCGGAAUGCCACAGUAGACAGUUCGGAAUGAGAACCCCUUGUUCAUGAAUUGAUGGUGAAAAACAUAACGCAUUUAUGUUUUAUUAGAGGUAUUAUUUUACACUUAACAAUAAUUCCCAAUGCCACCCCUAAAAUAUAAACUCUCUAGUCAGUUUAUUAGUACAAAUUAAGUGGUGGGGCUGUUGCCAAGUUAAGAAAAUAUAUCAGGGUAGGAAUCAAAGUCAACUUUUAUCUAGUCGGUUUUCUACUCAUGCUUUCAUUAGAAGUAAAAUGUAAUGCGGGUCAUACUUAAACUAUGUUACUAUAUUCCAGUUUGUGUAGAAUGUAAAUGUCAGUUUUAGUGAACUUUUCAAUUUUAGUUUUCUGUAUCUAAAGAUAUAUAUUGAUUGUGGUCAUUGUGUGUCCAUGGUUGUGAACAAGACACAAUUUUGCUAAGCCAUGAUCAGCUAAAAAAUUUGUGUGUUUUCUGCGACAUUUCUAGUCACUUUAAUGUGUUUUUAUUACACAGUGUUCAUGUAUUUCUUGUAACUAUGCCAAGAUAGUUUGCUUGAUGAAUCUUUGCUGGGCAAGGAUUCAACUUGGUUUGAAAAGCUUUCGAUAUUCUUUUGUUUUAAUUUUGUGCUGUACUUGCUUGUUGUGUGCAGAAUUGUUGCUUUCAUUGAAAACUAUAGCAGUUGGACGUAGUCAGAGUCCCUCAUUUCAUUAAAAAACGUUUCU
This is a messenger RNA of Thrips palmi, 2965 nucleotides long. It is a transcript of the gene Cep89, whose product is annotated as centrosomal protein of 89 kDa. Gene Ontology annotation, cellular component: centriole; ciliary transition fiber. The transcript has 11 exons. Lineage: Eukaryota; Metazoa; Arthropoda; Insecta; Thysanoptera; Thripidae. The record is from RefSeq and is a predicted model, not a curated record. The coding region runs from base 159 to 2279 and encodes 706 amino acids. Gene Ontology annotation, biological process: cilium assembly; mitochondrion organization; chemical synaptic transmission.